AUGAAAAACGAAGUGUUUCUAGUUAUCUUGGACUAUUUAAUUGCUGAUUUAAAUAGAAGAAAAAAAUCUUAUUCUAAUAUCAACAAUAACUUUGGAUUUUUUCUAAAUUUAGAGAAAGAAAACACAGAAAAUAUUAAAAUCCACGCAAAAAAACUUAUUGAUAUUUAUCCUGAUGAUAUUGAAAACGAUUUCAUAGAAGAAGUAAUACAAUUUAAAGAUAUAAUUUGUAACUUUUCUGCUGAAAACAAGUCAUCUGUAAUUAACAUGUUAAAAGCUCUCAUACAAUCUCAGCUUUCUUCAACAUUCCCAAAUGUUGAAAUAGCUCUAAGAAUUUUUUGCUCUCUUCCAUGCUCAAAUGUCACUGGAGAACGUUCUUUCUCAGUUCUGAAAAGAGUGAAAAAUUACCUUAGAUCAUCGUUAUCUAAUGAAAAACUUUCGGCACUAUCCAUAUUGAAAAUUGUAGCAAAGAGGCGUUACAUUUAUUUUGCCCCCGGCGUCUUUAACUCUUAA
Molecule: messenger RNA, 510 nt
Organism: Macrosiphum euphorbiae (potato aphid)
Lineage: Eukaryota; Metazoa; Arthropoda; Insecta; Hemiptera; Aphididae
Source: the annotation of a GenBank genome assembly